Molecule: messenger RNA, 2537 nt
Organism: Peromyscus leucopus (white-footed mouse)
Lineage: Eukaryota; Metazoa; Chordata; Mammalia; Rodentia; Cricetidae
Product: UDP-glucuronosyltransferase 2A1
Exons: 7
Coding region: 53-2266 (737 amino acids)
Molecular function (GO): UDP-glycosyltransferase activity
Source: RefSeq, a predicted model, not a curated record
GUGGAGAGAUUUAUUUAUUCAGCAUCUUCAGAAAUCUACAGCAAGGCACAUCAUGUUGAGCAACGUUUUGCUGUGGUCUCUUCAGAUAAGUCUCCUAGGGAUCAGUCUUGGCGGGAACGUCCUCAUCUGGCCAAUGGAAGGUAGUCACUGGCUGAAUAUUAAGAUAAUAAUAGACGAACUCAUAAGAAAAGAGCACAAUGUUACUGUCCUUGUGGCUUCCGGUGCACUUUUCAUCACACCGUCGAGGAGCCCAUCUCUGACAUUCGAGAUAUAUCCAGUGCCCUUUGACAAGGGAAGAGUAGAAAAUCUGAUCAAGGAUUUUGUUUUGACAUGGCUGGAAAACAGGCCAUCCCCUUCAACUAUCUGGAAGUUCUACAACGAGAUGGCCAAAGUCAUUCAGGACUUCCACACCGUGUCCAGAGGGAUCUGUGAUGGUGUUCUUAAAAAUGAAAAGCUGAUGGCAAAGCUGGAGAAAGGAAAGUUUGAAGUACUGUUAUCAGACCCAGUAUUUCCUUGUGGUGAUAUUGUAGCUUUAAAACUGGGAAUUCCAUUUAUCUAUUCCUUGCGCUUCUCUCCCGCUUCUACAGUGGAAAAGCACUGUGGAAAGGUCCCAUUCCCUCCUUCCUAUGUUCCCGCAAUUCUGUCAGAGCUCACAGACCAGAUGUCUUUCACGGACAGAGUAAGAAACUUCAUCUCCUACCGAAUGCAGGACUACAUGUUUGAAACUCUGUGGAAGCCAUGGGAUGCCUAUUACAGCAAAGCUUUAGAUUUCAGCCAUUGGUUAAAUAUUAAAAUCCUUCUGGAAGAGUUGAUUCAAAGAAAUCACAGUGUGACUGUACUGGCUUCAUCAGAAACUCUAUUUAUCAACUCCAGUCCUGAUGCCUUUGUGCAUUUUGAAGAGGUUCCUGUUUCCUACAAGAAAAGCAAAAUAGAUGAAAUAAUUGAACAUACGAUAGCCCUGUGGCUAGACCACAGGCCGACACCUCUCACCAUGUGGACUUUCUACAAAGAGCUAGGAAAGCUCCUUGAGACUUUCUAUCAAAUUAACAUUGAGAUCUGUGAUGGUGUAUUAAACAAUCCCACACUAAUGGCAAAACUUCAGGACCAAGACUUCAAUGUGUUAAUAGCUGACCCAGUAACAAUCUGUGGCGACCUGGUGGCUCUGAAACUGGGAAUUCCGUUUGUGUAUACAUUGCGCUUCUCUCCAGCCUUUACAGUGGAGAGACACUGUGGGAAAAUCCCCGCACCGACCUCUUACGUCCCUGCAGCCUUGUCAGAGCUCACUGACCAGAUGUCCUUCGGUGAAAGGGUUAAGAACACCAUAUCUUAUUCUCUGCAAGACUAUAUAUUUCAGUCCUACUGGGGAAGAUGGAAUUCAUACUAUAGCAGAGUUCUAGGAAGACCCACCACAUUAUGUGAGACUAUGGGAAAAGCUGAGAUUUGGCUGAUGCGAACAUAUUGGGAUUUUGAAUUUCCUCGUCCAUAUUUACCAAAUUUUGAGUUUGUGGGAGGACUGCACUGCAAACCUGCCAAGCCUCUACCUAAGGAAAUGGAAGAAUUUGUCCAGAGCUCGGGGGAACAUGGUGUUGUGGUGUUUUCUCUGGGGUCAAUGGUCAAAAACCUGACAGAAGAAAAGGCCAGUCUCAUUGCCUUGGCCCUUGCCCAGAUUCCUCAGAAGGUUUUGUGGAGAUACAAAGGAAAGAUACCAGCCACACUAGGAUCCAAUACUCGGCUGUUUGAUUGGAUUCCCCAGAAUGAUCUUCUUGGACAUCCCAAAACCAGAGCUUUCAUCACUCACGGUGGAACAAAUGGAAUCUAUGAGGCCAUUUACCAUGGGAUCCCUAUGGUGGGAGUCCCCAUGUUCGCUGAUCAGCCGGACAACAUCGCUCACAUGAAGGCGAAGGGAGCAGCUGUGGAGGUAAACAUGAACACAAUGACAAGCGAAGAUUUGCUCAGCGCCGUGAGAACAGUCAUCAAUGACCCAUCUUAUAAAGAGAAUGCCAUGAGACUAUCAAGAAUCCACCACGAUCAGCCAGUGAAGCCCCUGGACAGAGCCGUCUUCUGGAUUGAGUUUGUCAUGCGCCACAAAGGAGCCAAGCACCUUCGUGUGGCAGCGCAUGACCUCAGCUGGUUCCAGUACCACUCGCUGGAUGUGAUUGGGUUCCUGCUGGCCUGUGUGGCAUCUGCUUUAUUCUUGCUUGCAAAAUCUUGUUUGUUUGUAUUUCAAAAGUUUGCUAUGACAGGAAAGAAGAAAAAAAGAGACUAGAUCAAGGAAAAGGCAACAAAGAUCUCUGGGUUUGGUGAAGAACCAAAUGGAGUAGUCCUAGUACUUUCAAACAUCACAUGUCUAUCCUAAUCUGCAGAUAAAUUCUAGGGUGCAACAAAAUCACAUUCUCCUGAAAGUGCCUCAUCAUUCCUCUGCUAUUUCAAUGACAGUUCUAGCAAUUUCUUGUCUUCCUGGCUCAGGGGCACUGUUGAUUUAAAUAUUUUCUUGGGGGCUGGAGAGAUGGCUCCGUGAUUAAGACCAUUAGCUGUUC